AAGUAGCAAGUGCCUCAUUCUUUCCUAGUAAAUUCUGUCAGGUUUAUGAGAAUUUUGGGUACAUAGGAAACUCGAACAGAAUGGGUGGAUGUUGCUGCAGAAAUCCCACAUCUCCGUAUCCCACAGUCCCAAUGGAGUUUAUGGAUAGCCUGAAGAGUAAGACACAACGUACGCGAGUGGUGAAAGUAAUCGGGGAAUCUCAGAAAGUACUGGCUCCUCCCCCAGUGAAACCCACACAGAUACAGUAUCUGUACAAUCGAUUCUGUCAAAUUUCUGGCGAAUAUCGUCCUAAUCAGGUGCAGAAGUACAACUUUUACUCGGGCCUGUUGUCCCUGAAUCCCCUGCUGCCAACAAUUCUGAACUGCAUGUUCGGCGAUAAGAAUGUGAUCACCUUUGUAGAGUUUGCCAUGUUCCUGAGCACCUUCCAGGCGCACUCCCUGAAGACCAAGAGGGGCGUCAAGAACGAAGGAAAGGACCGCAAGUUGAACUAUCUGUUCAGUAUGUAUGAUCACAACAAAGAUGGGCGCAUCACCAAGGUGGAUCUAGUGAUCAUAGUGCACAAACUAUUCGCGCAUAUGAUGGAUCAUCUGCAGAUCAUGCGCAUAGUGGACACAAUGAUGACGGAAAUGGACUGUACGGACACUAAUCAAAUAACUUUCCGGGACUUCUGCAAGGCCUUCGAGGUCUUCGACAUGGCCGAAAUGAUGGUCACCUUUAUACCCGAGUUCCGGGGACGUUCCAACGACGAUGGGAAAUCUUCAAAGUGGUUUUGUUGGAAGUGAACCAAAAAUAAAAUAUCUUUCUAACUAUGAUGCACUUCAA
Molecule: messenger RNA, 822 nt
Organism: Drosophila pseudoobscura
Lineage: Eukaryota; Metazoa; Arthropoda; Insecta; Diptera; Drosophilidae
Product: calcineurin B homologous protein 3
Exons: 3
Coding region: 81-782 (233 amino acids)
Biological process (GO): positive regulation of sodium:proton antiporter activity
Cellular component (GO): plasma membrane
Molecular function (GO): calcium ion binding
Source: RefSeq, a predicted model, not a curated record